UUUUGUCAAUGCUUAUUCCAGGUCCUGAGGGACCAGGGGAUGCUAUUGAUGUCUAUCUCCAACCUUUAAUAGAAGAAUUACAAGAGUUGUGGGAAGUAGGAGUUGAAACAUUUGAUGCAUCAAUUCACCAGAAUUUCAAGAUGCAUGUAGCUUUACUAUGGACCAUUAAUGAUUUCCCUGCAUAUGGAAACCUGUCAGGUUGGAGCACUAAGGGUAAAUUGGCUUGUCCUUGUUGUAACAAGGAUACCUUUUCUAUGAGGUUAGACAAUAGCAGAAAGCAAUGUUUCAUGAGCCAUCGUCGCUAUCUUCCAAUGAAUCACAAAUGGCGUAUUGACAAGAAAUCAUUUGAUGGCACGAAAGAGUAUGGAUUACCACCAAAACCUCUUAUUGGUGAGGAUAUUCUAAAUCAGGUGAAAGAUCUUGAAGGAGUCAUUUUAUCUAAAGAUGUUAGUAAAAAGACAAAAGUUUUACAUGAUAAUAGAGGGGAUAAUUGGAAUAAGAAAAGCAUUUUUUUCAAACUUCCAUACUGGAGUAGUCUUUUGUUGUGGCAUAAUUUGGAUGUGAUGCAUAUUGAGAAAAACAUAUGUGAUAAUGUGCUUGGAACAAUUAUGAACAUUAAAGGGAAGACCAAAGAUACUGUUAAAUCUCGUCUUGAUUUGGAAGCAAUGAAUAUCAGACCAGAGUUGCACCCAAUACAAAAAGGAGACAAGCUUGUGUUGCCAGCUGCAACUUACACAUUAACUCCAGAAGAAAAGCAUACGUUUUGUAUGUUUUUAAAGCAAUUAAAGGUGCCAGAUGGGUUUUCGUCUAAUAUUUCACAUUGUGUUAAUAUUAAAGAGCAUAAGAUUUCUGGCUUGAAGAGUCAUGAUUGCCAUGUUCUCUUACAACACUUACUUCCUCUUGCAUUACGUGGUCUUCUUCCCAAGUCAAUAUGUGAACCACUUUUUGAAUUGUCUUUGUUUUUCAAAAUUUUGGGUGCAAAGACUUUACGAGUGGAUGAGUUGGAGCAGAUUGAAUCUCAAAUUGUCAUGACUCUUUGUAAAUUGGAAAUGAACUUUCCCCCUUCAUUUUUUGAUGUGAUGGUCCAUUUGCCUAUUCAUUUAGCCCUUGAAGCCAAAAUUGCUGGACCUGUCCAAUAUCGAUGGAUGUACCCUAUUGAGCGAGAGUUGUAUGAGUUAAAACAACUCAUUCAUAACUUAGCUUGUCCUGAGGGCUCAAUUGCAGAGGGUUACAUUGCAAAAGAAUGUAUGACACUUUGCUCAAGAUACUUCACUAACAUUGAGACAAAGUUUAAUCGUCUUAAUCGAAAUCAUGAUGAUGGUUGUCAAGAAUACAAAAGUGAAUUAUUAAUAUUUUCACAACCUGGACGUGCAUUGGGAUCUGGGAGUAUUUGCAAGUCCAAGCUAGAGCACCACUACAAAUGUCAAAUGAGGAAAGUUGCAGCGUUACAUAAACAAGACAAUCGUAAAAUAACAGAGGAGUUGCUCUCUUUGUCACGUGGUCCCUCCCAAUCUGUUUGUUGCUUCAAUGGUUAUGUUGUGAAUGGGUAUAGGUUUCGUGUAGAAUGUCAUGACAAAGGAUUUAGAACACAAAAUUGUGGGGUGGUUGUGAGUGGUGACAUUGGGUCUAAAAUGGGAAAUAUAGAUUAUUAUGGAAUCUUAACUGAGAUUAUUGAGUUGCAGUAUCUUGGUGGUAGAAGGGUGGUACUAUUUCGUUGUAAAUGGUUUGAUGUGCAUGAUAAGGAAAGGGGGGCCAAAGUAGAUGAGUAUGGUUUCACCACUAUAAAUUGUGAUCGCUUGUUAAAAACAAAUGAGCCAUUUGUCUUGGCAUACCAAGCAUUCCAAGUGUUUUAUGCCAUUGACAAUAUCACUAAAGGUUGGAAGGUUGUUCUAAAAACACAACCACGUGAUUCUUAUGACUUGCCUUUACAAAUGGAUGACAAUUGUGAUAAGAUGGAUAAUGUUAGUGAAGCGUAUCAACAAGAGGAAUCAUUCAAUUAUAAAGAGGCAAACCCUAUUUCAACUACAAUAAACAAUGAAAUCAAUUGGGAAAGGGAAAAUGUGGAGCCAAUGGUGGUUGAAGUAGCAACUAAAAGAAAGAAAAGAAAAAGAAGAUGUGAACUCACAUCCCACCAUCUUUUUGUUCACUUUGGUGAACUGUAUUAUUUUGACAAUGACUUUCAACGAGAUUGUAGCUCUUUCAUUGACAUUUUGAGUAUAUGCCAAAAAUUCAUGGACAUAUACUCAGUUGGUGUGAAUAUCUCCUAUGGGGAUGGGAAGCAACUAACUGGGGAUGCUGAUGUUUAUGCUAUGUUUAAUGACCAUAAAGGUAUAAGAGACAUCCACCUCUAUGUUGAGGAAGAUACAGAAAUGGAUGUUGUCCCUUUUAGACUGCCACAUGAUAAUCCAAGUUCUGAACCUCCAAAGGUAACAAAUUUGAAGAUACAAGGUGAUCUCCAAGUGAACAAUAAAAUAAUCAUUACUGGCACUGUUAUUGGAGGGGCUGAAGUUGCUAGUGCAGUUCAGUGGUAUAAAACCAUUACUACACAAUUAAAUAUUCAGAAUGGUCUUGAAGAGAUCAGCAUGUCUAGCACUGAAAAGGAAUUUCUCUUACCAAUAAGAGUUGUUGGGUAUUACAUUGUUGCAAAGUAUACUCCUAUGACUCAUGAUGGUACAUCAGGUGAACCAGUGUUUGUUACCUCAGAACAAGUUGUUAAGGAGACUGAAAUAUCACUUUUACAAUCCAUAAUGUCUCAACAAAAUGAAAACCUAUCUGCUCACGGGAGUGAUCAUGGAGAACAUGAUGUUGAUGAGAUUAAACCUCUCAGGGAUUAUUUGAACCCUCCAAGGAGAUUCAUAGCAUCUUUUAGCAGCAUAGCCCGGCCUCUGUGUAAUUUGCUCUCCCAAGAUGUUCCAUUUGAGUGGACAUCAUCUUGUAAAACCUCUUUUGAGAGGUUAAGAAAUGCUCUCAUCUCAGCCCCCAUUAUUCAACCACCAGAUUGGUCAUUGCCCUUUGAACUCAUGUGUGAUGCAAGUGAUUAUGCUGUAGGAGCAGUCCUAGGGCAAAGAAAAGAUAAAAAACCUUAUGUCAUCUACUAUGCCAGUAAAACCCUCAAUGAAGCGCAAAAGAAUUACACAACAACUGAGAAGGAAUUAUUGGCAGUAGUGUUUGCAUUAGAGAAGUUCAGAUCAUAUCUGGUGGGGUCAUUGGUCAUUGUUUUCACUGACCAUGCUGCUUUGAAAUACUUGCUCACCAAACAAGACGCCAAACCGCGUCUUAUUAGGUGGAUUUUGUUACUCCAAGAAUUCAACAUAGAAAUCAAAGAUAAAAAGGGAGUAGAAAAUGUGGUGGCAGACCAUUUGUCUAGACUUCCAUGCCAAGACCUUAAUCUAGACAAGGAACCAAUCAGGGACACCUUUCCAGAUGAACAACUCUUCCUUAUCAAUGAUACCUCAACCUCUGUUACACCAUGGUAUGCAGAUCUGGCCAACUAUCUAGCCACCGGUCUAAUUCCAAAUCAUUGGACCAAGCUAGAUAAACAAAAAUUCUUUAGGAAGGUUAGGACUUAUUUCUGGGAUGACCCUUACUUAUUUAAGUAUUGUGCUGACCAAAUUUUAAGAAGGUGCAUCCCCGAGCAUGAGCAACAGAGUGUUUUGAAUUUUUGUCAUACUCUUGCUUGUGGAGGUCAUUUCUCCACAAGAAAAACAUUGGCCAAGAUCUUACAAAGUGGAUUCUUUUGGCCUACCAUGUUUAGAGAUGUGCAUCAGUUCUGUAGUUCAUGUGAUAGAUGCCAAAGGCUAGGAAGCCUAACCAAGAGGAAUAUGAUGCCCUUGCAACCCAUUCAGGUGUUAGAAAUUUUUUAUUGUUGGGGAAUAGACUUCAUGGGACCAUUUGUUAAUUCAGGUGGACACGAGUACAUCUUGUUAGCUGUUGACUAUGUGUCCAAGUGGGUAGAAGCAAUCCCAACAAGAACAAACGAUCAUCGGGUUGUAAUGAAGUUUUUGAAAGAAAAUAUUUUUAGUAGGUUUGGAAUGCCUAGGGCCAUCAUAAGUGAUGGAGGUUCUCAUUUCUGCAACAAACCAGUGGCUGAAUUAAUGAGAAAAUAUGGAGUAGUCCACAAGGUUGCAACCCCAUAUCACCCUCAAACCAAUGGCCAAGCUGAAUUGGCCAAUAGGGAGAUAAAAAGGAUUUUAGAGAAAACAGUCAAUUCUAAUCGCAAGGAUUGGUCCUUGAGGUUGAUUGAUGCACUUUGGGCCUAUAGAACUGCUUACAAGACCAUUCUAGGCAUGUCUCCCUACAGGUUGGUAUAUGGCAAGCCAUGUCAUUUACCAGUUGAAAUAGAGCACAAAGCCUACUGGGCCAUUAGGAAGAUUAAUGAGGAAUCAACAGAAGUGAGCCUUAAUAGGAAAUUACAACUUAAUGAACUUGAAGAACUUAGGGAUGAGGCAUUUGAAAAUGCCAAAUUGUCUAAGUUGCAUAUGAAAAAGUUGCAUGACCAACACAUCAACAGAAAAAAAUUUCAUGUUGGUCAGCAGGUGCUUCUCUACAACUCAAGGCUUCAUUUGUUCCCAGGGAAGUUGAGAUCAAAAUGGACAGGACCCUAUACAAUCAAGACCAUAUCAGAAUAUGGGGCAAUAGAAAUUGAAAUCAAAGAGUCUGGACAAUGUUUUAAAGUGAAUGGUCAAAGGCUGAAACCAUAUCUAGGCAUAGCUGAGAAAGAACUUGUUGAAGGAAAUGAAGAAAUGGUGGAGUUGGGUGAUCCACCAUCAAUGGUUGAGUGACCUUUAGGAACACAUUCGUCUGGGAAUCUGACGUUAAAAGACCACCUUUCCAUUUAGGUUAAAUGGAUGUUUCUAGAUUUGAAAAAAAAAAAAAAAAAAAAAAAGUAUAUAAAAAUUUGUUUCUUUUCUGCAUUACUUAAAUAGUGUUUCUCUGUGUGCAAUCUAAAUAAAAAUUUUUGCAUACGAGUUCAUGCAUUGAAGAUCGCCAGGUAUGCCUAUCCUCUAUCCUUUUAUUGCCGAUUGAGGACAAUGCGCAAUUCAAGUUGGGGGGUAAGGUGUACUUAGGAAUUUAUUGGUGUUUGAAUUUAAUCUAUUGUGCAAGUAAUUUUGUUUGACUCGAUAAUAAUGCUU
This is a messenger RNA of Diospyros lotus (date-plum), 5132 nucleotides long. RefSeq lists its product as uncharacterized. The record is from RefSeq and is a predicted model, not a curated record. Bases 9 to 4781 code for a protein of 1590 amino acids. Gene Ontology annotation, biological process: DNA integration. Gene Ontology annotation, molecular function: nucleic acid binding. Lineage: Eukaryota; Viridiplantae; Streptophyta; Magnoliopsida; Ericales; Ebenaceae. The transcript has 8 exons.